AUGAGAGGAGAGAAGCUCGAUAGUUUCCCCAUCGGAACGUUACAGUUCAUAUUCCAGAGGAGCGGUCAUAAGGACCGUGAUAUGGACAUUCAUUACAGCGUGUCAGAAUACAACGCUACAUACAACCGGGACGCCCACAUCCCCAGGCACGCCCAACGCUUUUUCGGCUGCAUGAAGAGAGGAUAUGAGGGUAAUCAAAAGGGGUAA
This is a messenger RNA of Penicillium expansum, 207 nucleotides long. RefSeq lists its product as uncharacterized. NCBI's taxonomy places the organism in Eukaryota, Fungi, Ascomycota, Eurotiomycetes, Eurotiales, Aspergillaceae. The record is from RefSeq and is a predicted model, not a curated record. The transcript has 2 exons. The coding region runs from base 1 to 207 and encodes 68 amino acids.